UGGGCGUGGUGUUGUGUGUCCAUGCAUGGUGACUCUGUGUCUGGGCAUUGUGUGUUCGUGUGUCGUAUUCAGGCGUGGUGUUGUGCGUCCGGUGCUGUCUUGUGGUCCGUGCCUGUAUGCACCAGGCGUGGAUGUGCCUGUGUCUCUGUGCGUUCUUGUGUGUCCAGGUGGGAGGGUGGGUGCUGUGUAUUGUUUUCUCCCCGGUGUGUGUGUGUGUGAAGAGACUUGGCCACACCUGUGUCCCUGGCUGCCCUGUGCCUCUGUCCAUGCUGCCGGCUUGCACACCUGUGCGCACCUGUCCGCUGAUCCGCUGGCCCUCCCCUCAGGGCGCCUUCAGCCGCUGCUACAAGCUGACGGACAUGUCCACCAGCGCUGUGUUUGCCCUCAAGGUGGUGCCGCGUGGCGGGGCCGGGCCUGGGUGCCUUCGCACACAGGGAAAGGUGGACCGUGAGAUUGCCCUGCACAGCCGCCUGCGACACCGCAACAUCGUGGCCUUCCACGGACACUUUGCUGACCGCGACCACGUGUACAUGGUGCUGGAGUACUGCAGCCGCCAGGUGCCCCUGCAGUCUUUGGCCCACGUGCUGAGGGCGCGGCAGACCCUGACGGAGCCAGAGGUGCGCUACUACCUGCGGGGCCUGGUCAGCGGCCUGCACUACCUGCACCAGCGGCACAUCGUGCACCGAGACCUGAAGCUCAGUAACUUCUUCCUUAACAAGAACAUGGAGGUGAAGAUUGGAGACCUGGGGCUGGCGGCCAAGGUGGGACCAGGGGGCCGCUGCCACGGAGUGCUCUGUGGGACCCCGAACUUCCUGGCCCCCGAGGUUGUCUCCAGAAACGGGCACUCCUGCCAGUCAGACAUCUGGGCUCUGGGCUGCAUCAUGUACACGGUGCUGACCGGCGCCCCGCCCUUCAUGGCCUCACCCCUGUCGGAGAUGUACCAAAACAUCCGUGAGGGCCACUACCCCGAACCCGCUCAUCUGUCUGCCAAUGCACGCCGCCUCAUCGCACGCCUCCUGGCACCCAACCCGGCCGAGCGGCCCAGCCUGGACCACCUGCUGCAGGAUGACUUCUUCACGCAGGGUUUCACUCCAGACCGGCUGCCGGCCCACUCCUGCCACAGUCCCCCCAUAUUUGCCGUACCCCCACCUCUGGGCAAGAUCUUCCGGAAGGUGGGCCAGCUGCUGCUCACCCAGUGCCGGCCACCCUCAUACGUUUGUUUGCGCCUAGCCACACAGGACCCCCUGGGAGAGCAGCGGCUCAUCCUCUGGGCCCCCAAAUGGGUGGAUCAUUCCAGCAAAUACGGCUUUGGCUACCAGCUCUCGGACGGGGGCUGGUGUCCUGCUUCGGGACGGCACCCACAUGGCCCUGCGUCCCCCCGGAGGAUGAGUUUCAGUGGAGUCCCAGCCCAACUGGUGCUGAGUGGCGAGGGUGAGGGUUUGCAGCUCACCCUCUGGGAGCAGGGUCCCCCCGGCACCUCCUACUCCCUGGACAUCCUGCGGAGCCACGGCUGCGCCCCCGCCACCCAGCAGCGCCUUCACCACGCCGUCCGCAUGCUGCAGAGUAUCUAAUGCCCCUGAGGGUCAGAGUGGACCCCUGCAUGAUAGUGCCAGGAACCCAGGCUCCAUUUCCAUUCCCGUGGCUCCCCACAGAGGGGCUGUCCUGGGGGAGAGUUUGGGGGCACAUGGGAGGUGGUUCUUGCCUUGUGGCAUGACUGGUCAAGCCAGACUUUGCUGGGAUCUCUUCCUUUUUCAUUAAAGACGAUUUGAAA
Molecule: messenger RNA, 1771 nt
Organism: Mandrillus leucophaeus (drill)
Lineage: Eukaryota; Metazoa; Chordata; Mammalia; Primates; Cercopithecidae
Gene: PLK5
Product: polo-like kinase 5
Biological process (GO): mitotic cell cycle; regulation of cytokinesis; protein phosphorylation
Cellular component (GO): cytoplasm; centrosome; spindle pole
Molecular function (GO): protein serine/threonine kinase activity; protein binding; ATP binding
Source: RefSeq, a predicted model, not a curated record